AUGGCGGACGAAUUAACGAUCAAAGUCGUCAGUAGCACGUCCGAGAGUCUACUAGUUCGCCUCGACCUAGCCUCGGCCUCCGUGCUGUCCCUCAAGCAGUUUAUUGAACAUCAGGAUGCACAUCGGUUCCCAGUGGCCGCUCAGCGUCUGAUUUUCCAGGGCCAGAUCCUGCAGGACGCCAAGUCCCUGACCGAGUACCACGUGACUACCGGCUGCGCUCUCCACUUGACGCUAUCGCCCAAUGGCACGGCGACAGCCACUGCUGCUGAAACAUUUCCACCACAUUCCCAGCUGACGACGUUUCUGCAGCAAAUGAGAGACGGCGAGUCAAGUGACGCUUACGCGUUGGCCGUGCGGACCUUGCAGAAGAUUUGCGUAAACAUUGUGGACCACCCGACUGAAGACAAGUACCGGAAGCUGCGGGUGGAUAAUGCCGCGCUCAAGGAAAAGCUAUUUGACCGGACGCGUGGACGGGACAGUGUUCACUUGCUAGGGUUUCAGGACGGAGUGCUGGCGGGACACUUGGUGCUUGUGCCGACGCCAGAGAAGUGGGAGAACUUGAUGGCGUGCAAGAACGUGUUGGAUUCCGUGGCCACGACGCUGGCGGGAAACGCCACACCAUUUUUUGCCUCAGGUGGCGGUGCGACUACCUUAACGAGUGGCGGGGGAGACUUUGCAUCUCAAGCACAGUCGUUGCUGCAGAACCCAACGAUGCUGCAUUCUAUGGCGAGCAACCCCUUGAUGCGGCAAUUGAGUCAACACAACCCUAUUCUGACCCAGGCUUUGCAGAAUCCGGCGUUGCUGGCGCAGUCCAUGCAGGCUCUGCAGCAGAACCCAGCAAUGAUGCAACAGAUCAGCCAGAUGGUGAGUGAUCCGAAUGCAAUGGCGCGCAUGCAGCAGAUGAUGGGAGGAGGCGGCAUGGGCGGACUCGGCAGCGUCGGUAGCUUUGCAUCCAGCGGACCGGCAUCGUUAUCCGCUGCUGCCAGUCCUAGCAACACGGACCCGUUUGCAAGCGUCACUCCCACAACGCCAUCAGCAGCUUCGAUGCUGUCUUUAACGCCAAGAGAUGUCACCGUCUCGUCAUCGACGCCACCAGCGCCUGCAGGUGACGACACAUACGAUGAGGAUGAGAUUGCCAAUGCCAUUGCCCGCUCGUUGCAAGAUCAGUAA
Messenger RNA from Peronospora matthiolae, 1170 nucleotides. Lineage: Eukaryota; Oomycota; Peronosporomycetes; Peronosporales; Peronosporaceae. The record is from the annotation of a GenBank genome assembly.